Molecule: messenger RNA, 3135 nt
Organism: Salvia miltiorrhiza (redroot sage)
Lineage: Eukaryota; Viridiplantae; Streptophyta; Magnoliopsida; Lamiales; Lamiaceae
Product: AP2-like ethylene-responsive transcription factor AIL6
Exons: 10
Coding region: 399-1754 (451 amino acids)
Biological process (GO): regulation of DNA-templated transcription
Molecular function (GO): DNA-binding transcription factor activity; DNA binding
Source: RefSeq, a predicted model, not a curated record
UAUUUACCUAUACUUGCUUCUCUCCUUUUCUUACUUUUACUUUUAUUUGUUUAUAUAAUAUGGACACAAACCGUCUUCCCUCUUCUAUUUGCUUGUCAGUAAUAUCUCUUCCUCUUCUUCUUCUCCAACUUUGCAUGUGCCCUUCUUCUACUCUUCAAGCCUUUCAACACGCAUUCUAAUCACUACCUUUUUGGGUUUUGUGUUGCUCUUCCAUUUACACCCAAAAAAAAUAAAAAAGGAAACAAGCUUUGAUUUUCGACUCUUUUUUUUUUUUUUGUGGGUAAAUUUUUUGAGGGUUUCCAUUACUAGCAAUGGUUAGUUAAUCGAUGAGGGGUGAAGUCUGAUUGAAGAUUAUUUUGUUGAAAUUUGAACGUGGUUUUGAAGAUUUGAAGGGAAAAAUGGCUCCAGAUAACAACUGGCUUUCAUUUUCACUAUCUUCAGUAGAAAUGGAGCUCAACCCUUCUUCUCAGCUGCAGUCCACCUCAUCUCAUUCUCACCAUUUCUACCCUUUCACGGAUAACUUCUAUUCCAAUGGGUGGCCUAAUCAGAAAGCUGAGGCCAUGUACCCCCAAGGCGAACUCAAGGAACACGGCGGCGUCUUCACCACCUACAUGCAGCCGCCCAAGCUGGAGGACUUCUUCGCCGACGGUGACUCCACCGAGACUCAGGACUCGUCCCUCACUCACAUCUACGACCACCACCACACCACCACCUACCAAGAUCUCAAUGCUAUUUCCGGCUUUCAAGCCUUCUCGGCCAACUCGGGCUCGGAGGUGGACGACCCGGCCUUGACUCAGUCCCCGGUUGAGUCGGCCAGCGAGUUGGUCGCCUAUUCUCAGCCCCCCAUUGCUACUACCAAUGCCCUCUCUCUCCGAGUUAACGAUCACAAGAACUCGGUCGCUGACUCAGGUACCUGCAAGAAAAUCGCCGAUACCUUCGGCCAGAGAACUUCCAUUUACAGAGGAGUCACAAGGCAUAGAUGGACGGGUAGAUACGAAGCGCAUUUAUGGGAUAACAGCUGCAGAAGAGAAGGGCAAGCGAGAAAAGGGCGUCAAGUGUAUUUAGGUGGAUAUGACAAGGAAGACAAGGCGGCAAGGUCGUAUGAUUUGGCUGCGCUCAAGUACUGGGGUCCGACUGCAACCACCAACUUCCCGAUUGCAAAUUACACCAAAGAAUUGGAAGAGAUGAAGCAUGCAACUAAGCAGGAAUUCAUAGCCUCACUUAGAAGGAAAAGUAGCGGUUUCUCAAGGGGGGCUUCCAUCUACAGAGGUGUUACAAGGCAUCAUCAACAAGGUCGGUGGCAGGCGAGAAUAGGCCGUGUUGCCGGGAAUAAGGACUUAUACCUCGGAACAUUUGCAACUGAGGAGGAAGCAGCAGAGGCAUACGACAUAGCUGCGAUCAAGUUCAGAGGUAUAAACGCAGUGACCAACUUCGAGAUGAACCGGUACGAUGUCGACGCCAUCGCCAAGAGCCCUCUUCCUAUCGGAGGCUCCGCAAAACGCAUGAAAGUGUCCCUUGAAGCUGAAGAGAAACUACCAUGCAGCAGCAGCAGCAACAUCAACUUCUCCGCCAUCCAACCGUGUGGAGUCCCGUACGACACAGCAACUCCGUUCUACCACCACAACCUCUUCCACCACCUGGGCUCGGGAAACCUUGGGGCGUCCGAUGCAGCGGUGUCGACUAUGGUGGUGAGUCCGAUGAGUCUGAUGCAGUCGCCGCCGGAGUUUUUCAUGUGGCCUCACCAAUCGUAUUAGCUAGCAAUGGUAAUGAAUGAAGUAACUAACCCCAAUGCAUGAUGCAUGUAUCGUGUUUUUGCUGUGGUCUGACCCGCUAGGCUUUUAGGAUGGUAGGCAUAAGAUAUGAUUGAGGGAAAAGGUUUAAGGUUUUUUGGUUUAAUUUGGUGUAAGUAGCAGCUUCUGCUUUGUUUCAAUGUACCAUAAACAGGAUCGCUAUGGAUUAAUUUUCUACAGGUUUUCCAUCGCCAUCAAGCUGCCUCUGUAACUCCAUUGUUUUUGCUUUAAUCAACUUACUAUGAGAAAAUGAUGCAGAGUUUUGUCUCGCUGAUUCUGGUUUAUGGACACUAGUAUUUGCAGAUUGGGUCACAAUCUUCCUUCACUUGAGUUAUUUCUAUAAGGAGCAAUAGUCGACAACAAUAAUUCUUAUACUAAUAAUAAAAGCAAUAACUCUUUACCGCUCCGCUUUCCCCAAAUAUAAAUAUAAGUACAUUCUAAAAUAAAAACGGAACUAUCUUAAGCCAAAACAGAUACGAAAGUGCGUAUAAAAUAGAGAAUACUAGAUUAGAAAGACAUGAGGGGUGUAACAUUUAUAAAAUCGUUGCUUCAAACAAACAAAGUGAAAUAAAAAAAAUGUGAGAUGAAAUUAAGAGGCCAAUCGUGCCAAGCCAUCAUGGGCCUCCUUCAAAUCGGGCUCCAGUUGUAGCGCCUUCUGGAAAGCAGUCUGGGCCUCCCCUCUCAUCUCCUUAAUUUGGUAACAAUGGCCCAACAAGCAGAAAGCCCGAGAGUUAUCCGGGCUGAGGCCGACCGCUUCGACCAAAUCCGCAAUGGCCGAAUCGACCCGACGUUUCCGGUUCAGGCCGAUGAGCAGGUCGGCCCGUCUCAUGAGGGCGUCGCCCUUCUCCCUCUCCGACAGCAUCUUCACCGCCGGCGGCGAGAGCGCCACAUCGAGCGACUUGAGCGCGGAAGCCUUGCGGCCCAUGAGGGUUUCUGCCAUGGCCUUGAGGAUGUGCGCCGCCGGAUCGCGGGGGUCGAGGGCGAGCGCCUUGUCGGCCUCGUCGACGGCGGAUUUGGCGAGGUUGACGGAGGUGGACUUGGUCUUGGUAGAUCGGGCUCGGGCGAGGAGCUGGGCCCCUUGGAUGAAGUGGCGGUGAGCCUGGUUGUUGGGGCGGGCUCUGGACCGGAGCUUUGAGAAGGCCCGCUUCGGGAGGGUGUGAAGGACGUAGAAGAUGGCCACGGUCAAGAUCAGGAUUCCCAAUUGAAUUGCCACGUCUCUCUCCAUCGCCCUUCGACUCCCUAAGUAGAUCGAUUUAAGGCUUAGCAGGAUUCAAAUAUGAAUAGGAAUUUGAGGUCAGUCCGGAACUAAUAGCUUCGAUCAAAUGGAUUCAAGAGCUUCCAGUAG